AGCCACUAUUCUUGCUCAAAGAGCUGUUCUGCAUGUCAUGGCAGAGUCAGACUCUGAUGAAAAAGCCAAGCCGGAGGAAGCCCAAGGAGAUGCAGAUGCAGACGGUGGGGAAGGGGGCGCAGUCGCCACUGGAGGCAAUAUCAAAGGGCGCGGUAUGCGAGCGUUCCAGCCAGAGAAGGAGGAGGAUGAGCCUGUAGCCAAAGCAAAGGCCGAAGAUGAGGCUCCCGUCCCGAAAACGAAGGACGAGGAGGUGCCAGCAACAAAAAAGAAGGCCGAAGACGAGGUUGAGGCCCCACCUGCCAAAAAGGCACGUGGCCAACCUGAUGCGGUCAAACUGGCAGCUCCGUCGAAGCCCAUCUCGCGAUGGUCAGACAGACUCAGCUUUGAGGAACAGCUGGAAGACUUCAUGAAAAUGCCGCGAAGGGGCAUGUACAAUCGGUAUCUUGUUCUUGGCAAACUUCCACCUGAACUGCGCACAGGUGAGAAUAUCUGGAGACUUAUGCAGCCAGUCCAAAAGGACAUUGUCCAGGUCGAAAUGCUAACCUGCUUCGGAAAGCCUGUGGCACAUGUGACUUUGCGAAGUGCAACGGCAGCUGCAGCAAUGCAUAGACUAUGCGAACAGCAUCACAAGAAUUUGACAGUGGCCUUUGCACCGCCACGGAAGGCCACACCCACUUUGUGGUUGGGCAAUGUAGAUGACUACGUUCCACGCAAAUCUCUGGAGAGCCUGCUCGCUACGUUUGGCAAAGUUCUGCAUGGUUUACGGUAUUUGCCAGCUCGCACUUGUGCCUUCGCCACUUUUGCAGAGGUAGCAAGCUCUGUUAGUGCCAGAAAUAGCCUCUACGGGCUUGAAGUGCAAAAGAAUCAGUAUUUGAACAUCGACUUUGUUGAUGAUGUAGAUACUCAGGCUGCUCCGCCAGAUGCCUUUGGCAUGUGGGGAGGAGCGCCAGCCCCUUGGGCACCGCCUCCAUUCGGGAUGCCCGGAAUGCCUGGAAUGCCUGGGAUGCCGCCCUGGGGUCCACGACCCCCAUGGGCUCCGCCUCCUGGAAUAGGUGGCUGGGGAAUGCCACCCAUUGGUGGUCCUUGGCGUCCUCCAAGGGACGGCGACCACUGGAGAAACACUGAGCCUUGGGGAGCAGUGCCUGGUGCUCGUCUUGUCGAGCGUAGUAAAAAGGGACGGCAAGACUCGAGCCCGGGGAGAGAGGCUUCAGCUGAAAAACCUCGAAGAAAGAAAGAUAAAGAAGGUGCUAGACCAGCCACCGAGUCGGGCACAAAGUCCAAAGUGAAGCUCUACAAGAUGGGAGAGUUUUGCUGCAACAUUGUGGCCAACUUUGUCAAAGGCAAGGAAUCGCCGGAGUCUUUGACCACGAAGCUGCAGAUUGAUCAGCGAACAAAGAUCGACCACUGUCGAGCUCACAUGGAGAGAGCUGGCCAAUUGGCAACUGUAUGGCACUUCUCCGCUGCAGACAGGAAAGACUGUGCUGCGUAUGAUGCCCUUUGUGACUACUUUGUGGAGAAACAGCGAGUAGGACUGGUACAGACUCCGAACUACUAUAUCUACAUAGUUCCGCCAACGGAGAAGUAUUUGAAGGAGCUGAAUUUGCCAGCUUCAAACUUUGUGGUGGGACUCCAGAUCCCAAUCAAAAAAUGAAAUUCUGAGACAACUGAUGUUAGCGGAGUUUGGACAAAGUCUCCGCAAGCUCCCAAAAUUCUCUUUGCUUGGCAGUCAGUGUGACAAUGCACAGCAUCCAGAGGGGGAGGUGGAAAACA
This is a messenger RNA of Durusdinium trenchii, 1770 nucleotides long. The record is from the annotation of a GenBank genome assembly. Lineage: Eukaryota; Dinophyceae; Suessiales; Symbiodiniaceae.